AUGAACCGGCGGGCCGGGCUCCCUUGGGAGCAACCUUACGCGACGGCUGACUUGGAGAAAGAUCUAACCGUACAGGUUAUAUCUGAUCUACAGGCAGCCAGGCGUGCAUUCAUGGCCGAAGGCAAGGGACUGAAGGACUUCAGCAAGUGGCUGGGCAAGCCGGUCAAGGUGAUCGAGAUCAACAGCAAACAAGGCGUGAAAUGUGAGAUGCUUUUCUCAAAGAGCCAAAAGCCGGAAACAAUUUGGAUGGUAUCCGCUGCCCUGACGAAGCCCGUGGCAUCAGACAAGGACUUCGUCCGACGCUAUAUGGCUGGCAUUUACUCGAGUGUGCAUCGCCGUCUUUUUGAACAGAGCCAGUUGAGAGUCCAUCUCUUCUGUGAGGAAGCACCUGAAGGUGUUGAGAUGUGCUGCACCAACCUAUCCAGUACCAGAAAUGAUGCCGCGCUUAUGCAGUCGUGCCCACCGCAUCACUUCUGCUGCACUUUGGGUGUACCCCCGAGUUCGGAGAUGAGUGAGCUCACUCUGAGAUUCAUUCUGAACCAAGACCGUUCAGUCCCAUUCAUGGAGCGUGUUCUGAACGGCAGCAUUCUGAAUGAUAUGCUUGGAAGAAGCGAUCUCGACAAUUUGUUACAAUCAGAUGUGAAUAUCGCGCACCCGUCUAACUCCUACGUCUUCUGCCAGGUGAUGUUUGAAGGGAAGCAGAAUUUGGAGCAGGCUGACUUGUAUGGUCACUUCGUGUCUAGCUUCUACAAGCGCUUGGCGGCGGUGGCAUGCGAAGGUGCUUCCGAUGCUGCCGAGCUUCAAGCUGUCCUGCUGGAUUUUGCUGGCCUGUGCCAACUUCUGCCAUGUGCACCAAACUUAGAAGACUUCCUGAAACAGUUGGCCAUGCCAAUCAAUUCCGCGCAAGCAGUGCUGGCUGUGUGGAUCGUGGGGCGGCUUGUCAAGCUUGACGAUGACGAUGGCUUCGCCCCAGGCGAGUGGGUGAUUCUGAAUCUGGGCUGCCUCCGGCGGGGAAAGAAGCACAAGAAGAAGGGGCAGCAAAAUGAGAUGGAGGCAAAUCUGAACACUGUCGUGCCAUUGGUCACCAUUUCUCCCUUGGAGAGCAGCACGUUCGUGCUUCAUUCGCUGGCGGCAUGCUCGCUUGACUCUGUCGAGUUCGAAUCCCUUAUCGAUACUCAAGAUGAGGAUUGGCGACGUGGAUUGUCGACACUUCUGCUCGCUGAUGCAAGAAAGGGUGGCUCAGCUUGGCUGGAUGCUUUGAGGCAGAUGGUCAGAGCAGAGACUCUGUAUGGAAACUUGGCUCUUGAAGGCUUGCUUCAUCCAGUUGCUUUCAAUCCUGACGGAGGAGAUUUUGAUGAGACGAUGAUGAGACGAUCCUUGGGGGAGAUGCAGAACUACAUCACGGAGAUGUCCACAGGGGCUUGCGAGGCUUUGUGGGAGGCUUUGCUUGGCAACAGCUACGAAUUCAGGACUCUGCUGUUUGUCGUGGGCUUGUGCGAGGCUCCGAGGCCGCAACAGGUUGUGGAGCUGGAUCGGGAGAUCGAAGAGCCGCAGCCGGAGUCAACGGGAGCAUCCGACGCAGGGGAGCCGCAUCAAUUGAGCUGUGGUCAAAGAGCUCAAGAACAAGCUGAGCUUCAAGGAGCGAAGGUUGAUGCACAGAUCAUGGUUCAUGCCCUCUUGGGAAGCCAAACUGGGACAGACUACUCGGCCAAAAUCGGCAAGCAAAGGCGGUCUCUGGGAGAGGUCUGUGAUAUAUUCUCAGGUGCGAGCUCCCUCGCCCGCCACAACCUGCACGCGACCUUUGAACAAUGCUUCGGACGUGCGGCCUCCGAUAUUUUCCAAGUCGAGCGCCUAGAAGACCUUGACUCAGAGAUGGCCGCCAUCGGCGAGCUCUUGGCCAGAAAUGAUUUCGAUGACAUGGCCGCCCUGCUUCUUCGGCGAACGAUGCGACAGCUGUGGAUUCAGUGCCGUCGGUCAGACUCAGAGGCACCGGUCGUUGGGCAACGUGCGGCUGCCCAAGCUUCUCGCAAGCUAGUGGGAAGCUUCACUCAAUUCUCCCACGCGCUGAAGCUCUCAGACGACGAGGUGAUGAGACUUCUUCGUGAGUAUGUGGAGCUGCAGAUGCUGAGGUAUAAGUCGACGCAUAGGAAACCACUUGCAGCGCUCUUGGUGGCCACCGAGUUGCUUGAGCUCUUGCAGAAGUCAGCUUCUGCAGAUGCCCUUGCAAUCGCAAUUGCAUCCAUUGAAGCUGAGUUUGAUGCUGUGGGGGAGAGGGCUCUCCUGGAGAUUUUGCCCGGUUUGUCUGCUGCCGAAGUCCUUCCGGUCCGGAGAACGACUGACGAUCGUCGCCUUUCCGCACGGAGCGUGGAAGUUUGUUUGACGGCCCUGUCUGGCCAAAGUCGAGAGCAUGCGGAAGCCGCUCUUGAAACGCUUCUGAAUGCUGCUCAACCGCUGCCCGACCCACUCUCGUUGCUCGAUGACGACGGAAUCCCCUGGCGCCGGAUUCUUGAGGAAGCCAUGUCUUCGUUGCAGACGUGGUUGAAGGAUGUGCUGGAAGGUAACAUUAGCUUGCGGCAGGCAGAGGAGGUGCUCCAGGCAAAACCUGCGCUUCUGGAAAUUCUUCCGCUGUACCAGGAGUUGAAAACAGAGGCAGAGGCAGAGGCCUUAUCCUCUCUGGACCAAGCAAGAGCUGCUAUUCAACCUUUGCAGAACAUGGUAGAGGCGUAUGUUCAAAAAGCACAAGCCGCUCGUGCCUUCCUUACCCUGUGCUACAAGUGCGAGCUGCCAAGCGCAGCUUCAUUGCAUGCUGCCGGGCAGGAGCUACUCCAGCUGGAUCGACAGCGCAAUGUUUCAGAGUUACCAGCACUGACUGAGGAUCGUUGGUGGUUCUCCCAGUGCCCAGAGGAGAUCAGACAUCUGCCAGAGAGUGGCAUGUUUGUCCGGUAUGCACAUGGCUACCUGAUGGGAGCGACAGCAGACGCCGAAGAUGACGACAAUGCUGACGGGACUGAGAUGGAUCCUGACUUUGCCGAAGCUGUGCCGCAAGCUGAUGUCGGUGAACUCGAACGCCACAUGAAACUUCAGCCCAGUGAAUGUGCAAGACUCGUGAGAGAGUUCCCGCAGCUGUUGGAGGGAUUCCGGAGCGUGUGUGAAUCAAUGGCAGGGACGCCCCUUACGUCGAUGGACCUCGGCCGUCUUCGUGCACUGCUUCCACUGGACGAGGUGCAACAAGUCCGGGAAGACAUGGCCAGUGCUGCCCAGGUCAGCGGGGUCGCGUUUCCGAAGGAGAUGUGCCAGGCAUUGGAGCAAUGCUCCCGGCUCGGCGAAGUGAGCACCGAAAUCCAAGCAUUGUGCACAGCAAGCCGAGUCUGGUGCCUGAGUCCGGAGCCAUGGGAGCAAAUGGAAGAUCAGUUGUUGUCUUUGCAGAAAGAGCUAUCCGACGACGGAGACCCACCUUCCAUCUCCAAUAUCUUGAAAGAUGGGCUUGGCAGCAAUGGCCUCCGAAGUGCUUCCUUGAUUUUCGAAGCUGUUCGCAAAGCAGCCUCUGUCCUCUCGGCGAUCAGGGGCAAUGGCAUGGAUGACAUUCUCAGGGCCCUGGCAGAUGCGGCCGAGCUUCACAAUUUUCUUGAGCCGAUGCUCGACGAGGACCUCCGACCGUUGCAGGAUGCGGUUGAGGAGAACUCCAAUGCAUUCAUCCGUCCAGACACGAUUGUUGCCUUGGUGGACAUACAGAGACUCUUUCGAUCUCUGCAUCAGUCAAACAGGACCAACCUGCUCCAAAGACUCAGCGAAGUUUGUGGGUCCUUGUCUCUAGACGCGCGGAGAGACGUCGCGAGCAAGCUUCGUUUGUGUGUUCAGCAUUGCUAUGGCCUGUCCAACCUGUACCAGAACCUUUCCUCACAAGAGGAGAUGGCCGGAAAGAAGAUCUUGCAGGCAUCACAGAGCGGUGUUUACAAGCUGACUUGCACUGGCCACGACGUCGAAGUUUCUCUCAGCUAUCCGACCCACAUGGGUAACGAUAAGGUGCAAGCAUCCCUGAGCAAGCAUCAACUUCUAGAUCUAAGGGCCAGGGCAUUACUGCGAGUAGACGACAGUCGUACGCUUGACUCGGCGGAGACGCCGUCAACAACCGACACGACCAUGGCCGGCUUCGUUCAAGAGGUCGAAGUCCUGCUCGAUGUGGCUGAAGCACUUGACUUGCUUCGCCAGGAAGGAUAUCCUUGGGCAGGAGGUGAGUGGAAGGCUUCCAACCCAGGUGCACUGGAGAAGCUGCUGCAAUGGCAGUCCUCCUUCGAGCAACGGCUGCAAGACUGGCAAUGCCAUCUGGGCCGGGCUCGAGAGCGGUUUCCGGAAAUGUGCUUUCUCUACUCACAGCAGCUCUGGAUCAUGUCCGACUUUGUGCAUUCGAGGAGCAUCUCACCGGGCGAGGAACGAUUGGUGAUGUCUGUGCUGAGCUUCAUCCAGGGCCGACACCUAUCCGCGGAAGAGCGGACAGCAGUGCUCUCCCACGAGACGAGUGAUGAUGCCUUUCAGUUUGUGGAAGACCUUGAAUCUUGGUUAGCAGCCUUGGGGAAGGGGCUGAAGCAGGUAGUCAGCAGAAUAGCUUCAUCCUGCCCCUCCAUCUCAGCAUGUCCAGACCUCGACGUCCACAUGGAAGCUGGGCUUCGCAGCAUAGUGAAGCCAGGAGUUCCCCGGUCAGCAAUGGCUAAGCGCGGAGAGGAAGUCUUGCCUUUGGCACUCUCCUUCUACGGAGGAUCCGGCUUCUUGCCACUGGCAUCGCAAGUUCUGUUCUGCUCAUCUUGUACUGUUUGGCCCCAGCUGGAAGCAUUCCUAGAGCGCUGCAAGCAUGUGGGAGGGCUACAUUGCCUAAUCCACGUGGAAAGGCUGACAUAUUCGUUGCAGCACAAGCUGGUCGGGCGAAUCAAGGGUGGCCGGAUGGGAAGUUCAUUUCGCUUGGUGAUUGUGGCCUUGGCUGAGGAUGACACGCAGGUGCAUGUGCUGCGGGAGAUCCCGCCGGAGCCAGCUGAUGUUUUAUCACCCGAGGGUCUGAGAGAAUUUGUCAUGCAGCUGGCCCCAAACCUAAUGAUAGUUGAGUCUGAAGAGGCAGGAUGCGGCAAGACAGAGCUCAUUCGCCAGCGCGCUUUCGCAUCCCAGAAAGUUCCUGUAACGGUUCCUCUCAGUGGCCCUCUGGAUGUUGCAGACCUGAUCACCCGUUUGUUGGGGAGAAGCUGGCAGCCUUAUGACUGCUUGCAUCUAGAGAUCGGGCCCACUGAGCAGCCAGAGCUCCUGUCAGACAUGUUAACUCAGUUGAGCCUUUGGGGUGUACUGCAGUCGGGAGCAAGCUUUUGCAUGGUGCCCUGCAGCAGUACUUUCGUCGAGCUGGCAAACCUCUCAUCCCCUAUACUUCGCACACUUCCUUUCCGCAACUUGGUGAUGCCGAAAGUGGUUCGAUUCUCGGUGCGAUCCUUGCAGGUGUCCGACUGUCCGCGCAGUCCUGUGCAAGUUGUCUGCUGCACUCUGGAUUCACUAGAUCAGCAAACGCUGAACAUGCAGCCUCUCUGCCUUGGAAAAGCCGCCAUUCCAGAAGCCAGGUGCCAGGAUCUUCUGGAAAAGUAUGUGGUGCAGAAAAUGAACCGCGGCAGCGUGUCAUAUUCUUUGAUGUUGGCACUGCUUCGCGUGCUGGCCGUGCAGCUGGUGUGUUUCCAUCAGUCAACAUACUUCCAGUGCGCAACGUUGAAGGAGCUUGGCUUGAAGGACUCAUUACGCACGCUGCUGGUCGAGCAAGCGAUUGAAGCAUGCUGCAGCUUCCUAGGCCGAGCAGUCACCGUGAGCAAGAUGAGGCAGCGGCAUCAGCAUGACCAGACCAUACUUGAAAGCUGUGCAGAGGCCUUCGAAGGCAUGAGCCGGUGGUCCGACGUCCGACCGUUCAUUCUGUUCAACACCUUCGACCGGCAGACCCUCACAGCAAUCUACCAUGAUCGCAGCACAGUCUCCAAAGCAGUGUUGGAGCUGUUUCAGUCGCAAAGUGUGAAUGGGCAGUGGGUGCUGCCGGACUACAAGAACAUGAGCACGAAAGACCUUGAAGCAAGGCUGGUCACCACCGUUGUGCCUCUGGACAGCCAGCCGGCCAACCGGGUCAAAGGAUCUGAGGCUUAUGUGAUCAGCCCGGACAACUUCCUGAAGAUGAUUUGGAUCGCAUUGCGGAUCGAGAGCAACGUCCCUGUCGUCAUCAUGGGUGAGACAGGAUGUGGAAAGACCUCUCUCAUCCGUUACCUUUCCACACUCAUGAAUGUACAGUUCAGGUGCCUCAACGUUCAUGCUGGCACCUCCUCGCACGACAUUGCCAGCUUCGUCCUGGAAUGCGCAGACCAAGCCCAGGGCGGCGGCGUGGUUUGGGCAUUCCUUGAUGAGGUGAACACGUGUGACCACAUGGGCAUGAUUACCGAAAUCAUUUGCCACCACCGAGUCUUCGGCAAAGCUUUGCCAACAAAGGUCAAGAUUCUCGCAGCAUGCAAUCCGUAUCGAAAGAAGCCGAAGCCUUCAGCGCACGAAGCCGCGGUGCAGAGGGCUCUUGCCCUCAGCGACAGCAGUCACCGACGAAGACAUUCUGACCUUGUAUACAGCGUGCAGGAGCUCCCGGAAGCUCUCUACGACUACUUGUACGACUUUGGGUUUCUGGGAAAGCCCGAAGAACGCAGCUACGUGCAGUCAAUGGUUGAGCAGAAGUUCGAGUCAAGGGAACGAGACUGGUGGCUUCCUUGCAUCACAGAGCUGAUCACCGAGUCCCACCAGUACACCGCUCGACACCAGCCAGCUUGUCUGCUGAGUUUACGCGAUGUGAAACGGUGCGUGGACCUGAUCGACUGGUUCAAGGCCCAUCUGAUGUCCAGAAGCAGUGCCAAAGCCAAAGCAAGACUUUCUCGACAGCGCCAAAGUGGUCCUGUCAACAACGGAUACUCGGACACGAAGCUGAUGCUGCUGGCCGUGCUGAAUGCACUGGCAAUUUCAUAUCAGUUCCGAUUGCCGACGAAGGAGCAUCGUGAAGACUACGCCGAUCUGGUGGCUUCCAUCCUGGCUAAGCACCAGGUGCACUUGCCACGGCUAGAUUAUCAAUGGCGGUUGCAUGACAAAGAUGUCGUGCAUCGGCUCCUGAUGGACGAGAUGAGAGAAUACUUCAAGCUGAUGCCUCAGCGACCGGACUUGACUGCACCAAAUGAAGCGCUCCUGGAGAAUGUCUUUGUGAUGAUGGUCUGCAUUCUCAACAAGAUCCCACUCUUCGUGGUGGGAAAACCUGGGAACUCGAAGUCCUUGGCUCUGCAGAUCAUCUAUGCAAACCUUCGCGGCCAAGAUUCACAGGAGGAGCUUUGGAGAAUGUUUCCUCCGCUCAAUGUAAUAUCCUAUCAAGGCUCCGAUGUCUCGACGAGUGAGGGCGUUUUGCGAGUCUUCGAGAAGGCGAAGAGCUGCGAAGAUGGCAAGUCCAUCCCGGUGGUUCACUUUGAUGAGAUUGGGCUCGCAGAGGCCAGCCCAAACAAUCCGUUGAAAUGCAUUCACGGCUGUUUGGAGCCCGGCGACCGGCUCCCACCAGCUAUGGUCGGUUUGUCCAACUCUCCCCUGGAUGCGGCGAAGCUGAACCGUGGCAUUACAGUUGUGCGACCACCACCCACGUUAAAAGACUUGAAGAAGACUGCAGAAGCUAUCUGUGAAGGCCUGAACGUCGAAGCCAUAGUUGACCGCCUGGCCCAAGCAUAUUACUUCUACUACCAGGUCCAAGUGGUCGAGGACUUUCAUGCUCUGCGGGACUUCUACUUCUCUGUCAAAGCGCUGGCUCAGACUUUUCGGACAAGCGGGCCACGCGUCAACGAACAGAGGCAGGCCAUCUUCCGGGCUGCAUUCCGCAAUUUUGGCGGUCUCCCACCCGACCUGCGACCCGGGUGCGGGCCAUGCCCGUUCCUGGAGAUGCAGUGGGGCCGAUUGGGGUUGCCCUGGCACAUGGCAGUCGAGAUGUUGAGCUUGAGAAGUGUUCUGGAAGGGAACUUAGACGACAAGCUUGCUGCGCGACAUCUGCUGCUGGUUUGCAGCGGCGGCACGGAGACGGCGGUUGGUCUUCUUCAAGACGUCGCCCAGCGACAGGAGCGCAAGAUACAGAUCAUGGUAGGAUCGGCAUUCGAUGAAGACAAAUCUGACCGGUAUGCCUUCAGCUUGCUGAAACGGGUCAUGAUCUCAAUGCAGCGAGGGGAUAUCUUGGUGCUCCGUGGCCUCGAUGUCAUCCACGGUUCGCUCUAUGACAUGUUGAACAUGUCGUACACGACUAUGAGCGGCAAACAGUACUGUCGCGUUGCUCUGGGUGAUGCUUAUCGCCUCACGGAAGUACAUGACAGCUUCCGCUGUGUAGUGUUGCAGGAGCAGUCGCAGCUGCCGACAUUGGACCCAGCUUUCUUGAAUCGAUUCGAGAAGCACUUCGUUGGCAUUGAGUGUCAAAUGACACACAAAGUUCAGAAGCAUGCACUUGAAAGGCUGCAUGAAUGGGCUUGGGAGGCGACAUCUGUGCCCUGCGCCAGCCACCUCCGAAUCCAGGAUGUUUUCGUGGGCUGGGGGCCCGAAACAGCAGCAUCACUGGUGGCACAUGUUUCCAGCACUGCGGCAGUCAAGUAUCACCGUCCUGAGCCGCUGCUUCUGGAAUGUUGGCGACGCCUAGUCUCCGUGGCCACUAUGGACGGUGUCCUCAGAGCUACAGAGCUCACUUCUUGGGCCAACUCGGAUCAACGAUCAGCACUGGAAUGGAGAAAUCUGUUCUUUGCACAGCCAAGCUCGCUAUCCCAGUGGCUUUUUGCGAGCGGGUGGCAGCAUGCACCUUCAGAAGACCAGUCAUCAAGCAGUCGCCUCGCGAUUGUGGUGACCAUGUCGCCGCUGCAGGUCAAUCUUUCUGACGUCUUGCAGGACUCCACUCCCGGAUACUUAGUUGUCGCUGUUGACGCAUUGACAUCGGAAUUGGAUCUUGAAAAGAAGAUUGACGAGUUCAGUGCUAGCAACAUGCCCCCGGGAUCUGUUCUGGUACUGCAAUGUCGUGCGAAUUCCGUGCAUGUCGAGCUGGUGCGCCACCGUGUCUACAGCCAGCUUGCGCAACACUACCGGGCUCUUCUCAUCCUACAUGGCAACAGAAAGAUGCUCGCACCCUCGUCUACUGCCCGAAGCCUGUCCAUGGAGCUGAACUUCCAGUGCGGCUGGACGCAGGUCUUCCUUGAACAGCUCAACUCCAAGAAGGACUUGAAUGUUCCAAAAUGCAUCAGCCUAUCCUUGGAGCAGCAACUGGAAGAAGCGGGCCCGCUGCAGUUCGAACGGAUCCUCAGCAGUGUGCUGCCAGAAUGCUUCUGGCACAUCAAGUAUCCUGCAACAACUGAAGCCGCACGACAUGUAAAGGAUCUUACAGAGGUCAUUUUGCAAGAUCGGGACCUGACUGCGCUCUUCAAGCAUGCGUGCAUGGAGUCGAUCUGCACGCGCACCAAGUCACGAAGGGCCUGGUGGCAUCAGGUGGCGACGGACAUGCAGCUUCUCCGAGGACAUGCCAGUUUCGCAGACUGCAUCGAAGCAUAUGUGAGACAGCAGGUUCGCAGACCUGCCGCAAUGCUGAUCCAUCGGUUGGAGAACAUGUGUGCGUUGAAGACGAUCAAGCUUUAUCCCGCUGACUGUGAGCUUCGCCGUGCUUGGUUUGAUAUUUGCAGGCAGGUGGUGUCGUUGGAGGGAGUCGCCCCACCUGAAGGAUCAGAGUGCUACCCUUACCGGCACCAUCUACAAAUGUUGCAGAUCCCCUUUGCAGCACAUUUCGCCGAGAAACUCGACAGCUUUCGUGCCCUCUACUUCGAACAGGGUCUUGACGCCAAAGGGCCAGCACAUCCUGCUUGGUCUCUUCUUCGGAGGUCCAUGGAGGCAGCAAUACCAGCAGAAUGGCUCAAGCUGUUGCACGAUCACAAGGACACCUACGUCGAAGAUCUGGCUGCAUUGCGAUUGUCGGCUGUGCCCUUGCCGCAAGCUGAGCAGCUGAGGGUCUUGAAGCCCAUUCUGCAGGAUCGGGCACAUCAGUGGGAGGUUUCAGAUCUUCAUCGAUACUUGUGGCAGCACCAGGACAGCCUCCAAACCGUGCUGAGGCAGCUUGCUGCCCUGCCAGUGAGUAUCAGAGGUCUGGACAGAUUCAUAGCAGCUAUGAGUGGGCAGGAGGCUCCUGCAAGAUCAGACAUGCCCUCCCUGGUGGCUUUGGUGACGGAUCAUGCCUGCUCCGCAUUGCAUCCAUGCCUUGAGACUCUUAGUCUGCUAAGAGCUUCUUGGCUUCCCAAUGCCCAACGUGCAUUGUCUGCGGCACGCAGUGCCCUGGAUGGUUGCUCGUCCACGGACAUCAUGAACUUGGUGUGCCCUGUCAGCGUCGGGGCUUUAAGUGUCGUGGUCAAGAUCAGCCAGGCAUUAGAGACUGAUGUUCUUGCGUUCUGGAUGUCGGAAGGGCUGAAUACCAGCAUCGCGCAGCCUGCGCAGCUGCAGAACUUGAUGGCUCGCAUCAUGGACCGCGCUCAGUCUCACAUGGACGCACGCACUUGGCAGAAGCUUCAGCUUUCCACACAUCAGGAGCUGAUCGCACAUGGUGCUUCGGAUGCCAUGGUUUGCAGCCUCACGGAGGGAAUUCCUGUUGUUGGUUCCGCCAUUCAGCUUCGCAAUCUGGUGGUAGCAGCUGUUCGAAAGAAUCCGGCAUGCUUUCUGGAAGAGUGCAGAGGAUUCGAUGCAGAUGAACACAUGCCUGAACCCGAUCAGAACGAGUUGCGAACCUUGCGAGCGCUAGCUCGCACGGCCGGUCCUUCAGCUCCACUGACUGCAAUUCUUUGUGUAGAAAUCGAAGACCACGGUUUCCCACCCUUGCAAGAAGAAGCUUUCGUUUGGAAGGAACUGCUUCCUGCUGCUCUUCAAAAAGUUGGUGCCUUGCAUCACCAGUUCGGCCUGGGCCAUGUGGUAGCCGGAGCGGUCUUGAGAGCUGCUGCUUCGCAGGGCGCGGCCUCUCUCGUCGACGCAGAAUGGUCUGCUGUGGACGGACUCGAUGGUCUUUGCAGCACAUCGGGAGGUACGCGCCUCAGCCGAGCGCACUUGCCUCCUUGGCAUCUGGUGUUCUAG
Symbiodinium sp. CCMP2592 is the source of this 11148-nucleotide messenger RNA. Lineage: Eukaryota; Dinophyceae; Suessiales; Symbiodiniaceae. The record is from the annotation of a GenBank genome assembly.